AUGAGACUUUUCUUAUUCUUCUUAUUCUUCGUCAUCAUUGCAGUGGUUGAAGCGCAAAACAAUCCACUAAAUCAGACACAAGCAAGGAAAUGGCGUCUUGUACCAGCGGCGAGAGGAGCUCGAAACCUUCAAGCAUCAGAGUCCAAGGCGCUUGGAGUGAUGCCAAAGUUGAUCACUCUAGAAGGCUCUCGAUUAGCUAGACACUCGGAAAAGCAUGCACAAUUCUUGAAUGAUGGUGAAUUCGAGGACAUCACCCGAUCCGAGCAACCGAGAAGAAAAGUAAGAAAAAUCGCGAGAAAGGGACGACGAGUCGAAGAAGGAGUUAAUGAAAAGACGACAACCGAGAACCCAUUACGACCAACAACAGCCGUUCAUCGCCCAGAUUUCAAGAGAGAAAUUCAACAAGAGGAUCAAAGUGGAAUCAAAGUUGAAACAGGACCAUCCGGCACUCCAACACUUGAGAUAUCUCCAGAAAAUCUGCCUGAAGAAUAUCGAAAACUUCUCGCAAAAGGAUACCAUUCAUAUCCAACAUUUAACUCAAAGAACUACAAACGCCCUCCACAAGCACUCUUCGAGGCAAACCUUGUGCCAUCAAUGAAUAUCCCUCCAAUUCAACCGCAAUUCCCUAUGUCAAACCAAAUUCCAAUUCCUUUUCAACCAACUCAACCGAAUUCAGGAAUCCAGAUCUUUCCUGGAGCUCAAGGUAACUCAUUUGUGAUUCCGCAAGGAGUAGGCAAUCAGAAUGUGAAUCUAAACUUGUUGAUGAGAGCCCGACAACUUUUAGCGUUACGAGAAUUGGAGUUGAUUAAAGCAAAGCAGGAUCUCCUCCUCCAGCAAGCCAAACAAUCCCAAUUGCAACAUUUGACGAAUCGAGCUGGGAGAGCGAUCGGAGAAUCGACUCAAUCCAUUGAUCGAUCCAAUGCACAAAUCGAUCCAUUCAUCAUGGCUGAACUUCAUCGUCGUCAACUCUUCACCGCUCAACUGAUGCAACAAGCGCAGCAACGAGCAUAUUAUCCUGAUGCCACAUUUAUGCAGUCUGGAGCGAUUCCUCAAAAUUUGGCACCUCCACCACAAAUUGGGAGUCAAUUUGGAGCCCCUUUUUUGGCACCAAUCACUGAUGCUCAACAACAAUCUGCGGGAAAUUCCCCAUUUCAAACUCCAUCAGCGACUUUCCUUCAAAACGGCCAACAAAUCCAGAUUCCGGUUGUUUUCAAGCGAGCUUUGCCAAAG
Molecule: messenger RNA, 1230 nt
Organism: Mesorhabditis belari
Lineage: Eukaryota; Metazoa; Nematoda; Chromadorea; Rhabditida; Rhabditidae
Source: the annotation of a GenBank genome assembly